UUGCAUGUAAACUCCUAAUGAAUCAUUCCAACAUGGCGCCCGCCGGAGUGAAUACGAUGCGAUGGGACCUCACUGCAGAAGACAUUGUCUCCAUGACAGACGGUCUCAUAGCCGAGACCAAGGCAGUCUACGACGCCGUGGGAGCUCUCAAACCUGAAGAAGUCACUUUUGAGAACUCUCUUAAGGCUAUCGCUGACAGCGAUGUGGCGUACACGAACCUCCGCAACAAUCUGGACUUCCCGCAGAACGUGUCUCCUGACAAGGUCAUCCGCGACGCCAGCACUGAGGCCGACAAGAAACUGUCAGAGUUCGAUGUGGAGAUCAGCAUGCGUCAGGAUGUGCACGAUGUACUGGAGACCUUACAGAAGAGUGACAAGUCAGCAAACCUCUCGCCUGAGUUCAAACGUUACCUGGAGAAGCUCAUCAAGUAUGGCAGGAGGAACGGUCUCCACCUUCCCAAAGAAACCCAGGAAGAGAUAAAGAAGAUUAAGAAACGACAGAGUGACUUGUGCAUUGACUUCAAUAAGAACCUGAAUGAAGAGAAAACUGUCUUGGAGUUUAAGAAGGAAGACUUAGCUGGUUUGCCUGAUGACUUUGUAGACAGCUUGGAGAAGACAGAUGCAGGGCUGUAUAAGAUGACCCUACAGUACCCUCACUACUUCCCCUGUAUGAAGAAGGCCAGGGUCCCAUCCACACGACAGAGGAUGGAGAAGGCUUUCCAGUCCAGGUGCCUUAAAGAGAACACACCUAUCUUAGAAGAACUGGUGGAACUAAGGCAGAAGAAAGCAUCCCUGCUUGGUUACCCCACCCAUGCUGCCUUUAUCACGGAAAUGCGCAUGUCCAAAACGGACAAGGCCGUGGCCUCCUUCCUAAGCGAACUCGGGGAGAAGAUGAAACCUCUGGGCAAGGAGGAGAUGGAGAUCUUCCUGAAGUACAAGAAGGAAGAGUGUGAAAAGUACAAGUUUGAGUUUGACAACAAGAUCACAGGUCCCGACUUCCGCUACUACAUGAACAUGGUGGAAGAGAAGCAGUAUGCUGUGGACCACCAGAAACUCAAGGAGUACUUCCCUAUGGAGGUGGUCACUAAAGGCCUGCUGGAUAUAUAUCAGGAACUGUUAGGCCUGAAGUUUGAACAGAUAGAGAACCCUGCCGUGUGGAAUGAUGAUGUAACCCUGUACGAUGUGGUUGACGUAAAGUCGGGUGCGUUGCUUGGACAGUUCUACUUAGAUCUGUACCCUCGAGAGGGCAAGUUCUCGCAUGCCGCCUGCUUUGGCCUGCAACCUGGUUGUUUGCUGCCAGAUGGAAGCAGACAGAAAUCCAUUGCAGCGAUGGUUGCCAACUUCACCAAGCCCACAGCUGACCGACCAUCACUAUUACUGCAUGAAGAGGUGGAGACCUUUUUCCAUGAGUUUGGUCAUGUGAUGCAUCAGAUCUGUGCUCAAACUGACUUGGCACAUUUCAGUGGCACAAACGUGGAGCGUGACUUUGUGGAGGCUCCAUCCCAGAUGCUGGAGAACUGGUGCUGGGAGAAGGAGCCUCUCCGCCGCAUGUCCAAACACUACAAGGACGGGUCGGACCUGCCCGACCACAUGAUCGAGACGCUGGUCAAGGCCAGGAACGCCAACGCAGGCGUGUUCAACCUGAGGCAGAUACUGCUGGGAACAUUCGAUCAGAACAUCCAUACAAGGGAGAAGGCUGACACUGCUGCCAUCUUCAGUGAGCUGUCUACUAAAAUCUUGGGAGUGACACCAACGCCAGGGACCAACAUGCCCGCCACGUUUGGACAUCUCGCCGGUGGCUAUGAUGCACAGUACUACGGCUACCUGUGGAGUGAGGUGUACUGUAUGGACAUGUUCUACAGUCGCUUUAGGAAGGAAGGCAUCAUGAACCCUGCCGUAGGGAAGGACUACAGGGACAAGAUCCUCAAGCCUGGCGGAUCCAUUGAUGCUGCAGACAUGCUGAGGAACUUCCUGGGUCGAGAGCCAAAGCAAGAGGCUUUCCUCAUCAGCAAAGGGCUGAAAGUCUAGCGCCUUACCAUUUACAUUGAAUAGUAGUGGAGUCAGCAUUCUACUGGAAAUACUGUAUUUACACUAAUAACCUCACACUUCCAAUACCACUCAGGGAAUCAGCCUUGUGACCUGCAUAUUGGCACACUAAAGGGGUAUUUUGAAUCACAAAAUACUGGAUGAAUUCAAUUCUAAUUCCAUUACAACAUGUGUGUGUUUAUUAGGAUGAAGAUAGUACUUUCCUAUAUAAACUUUAGUACUGGUGUUAUUGUGAUGAAGAUGUCAAGGUUAUGGGUGAUUUAAGUUGUCUCAAAUUUAUAUUGAGUACAAAACCAAGAGAAUUGAUUAUUGCAUAUAAAACCAAGAGUACUAAAUGAAAUAUUUCCAAGACAGUACAGGUGAAGGGACUACAUGCAAUUCUUAGAUGCCUUUGCAAUUCAAAGGGAAAUGUAGAAGAAACAUUUCAAACUUCAUAUUCAAAGUGUGCUCCCUCGGCCUUCUUACAAAGGAGGGGCAUUUUUUUCAGCAAAAAAAAAAGAAAGUAUGUGACGGUGUAGUAUUGUAUUUGGUACUUGGCAUUUGUAUUGCGGCCCCUAUGUAUAGGACCUGUUCAUCUACAUGAAUGCAACCUGAGUGUGUGGUGGCAUAGGAUAACUAAAGUUGAGUGUUUGUUUCGGACCUGUUGUACACAUUCGUGAGUAUUUUUCCUUAUGCACAGCAUAUUCUUUCGUAAGUGUUUCAAAGCAUGAAUAAAUGCGAUAUGCAAGGAAGUAGAAA
Messenger RNA from Branchiostoma floridae (Florida lancelet), 2783 nucleotides. RefSeq names its product thimet oligopeptidase-like. The record is from RefSeq and is a predicted model, not a curated record. The coding region runs from base 18 to 2027 and encodes 669 amino acids. Gene Ontology annotation, molecular function: metalloendopeptidase activity. Gene Ontology annotation, cellular component: mitochondrial intermembrane space. Gene Ontology annotation, biological process: peptide metabolic process; proteolysis. Lineage: Eukaryota; Metazoa; Chordata; Leptocardii; Amphioxiformes; Branchiostomatidae. The transcript has 18 exons.